Messenger RNA from Sorex araneus (European shrew), 3003 nucleotides. It is a transcript of the gene SSR1, whose product is annotated as signal sequence receptor subunit 1. The coding region runs from base 78 to 953 and encodes 291 amino acids. The transcript is spliced from 9 exons. The record is from RefSeq and is a predicted model, not a curated record. NCBI's taxonomy places the organism in Eukaryota, Metazoa, Chordata, Mammalia, Eulipotyphla, Soricidae. Gene Ontology annotation, cellular component: endoplasmic reticulum membrane; endoplasmic reticulum.
GUUGCCGGACGCCGCGUCACGCCAUUCGGCCGGCGGCCCCGAGCACUCGCGGACGGGCGGACGGCGAGCGCCGCGCCAUGAGGCUCCUCCCCCGGCUGCUGCUGCUGCUCCUGCUCGCCUUCCCCGGCGUCCUCGUGCCGCGGGGCCCGCCCGGAGGCUCCUUGGCGGCCGCGCAGGACCUGACGGAGGAUGAGGAGGCCGUGGAGGACUCGGUCAUCGAGGACGAGGAUGAGGAGGCCGAGGUGGAGGAGGACGAGCCCACAGACCUGGCAGAAGACAAGGAGGACGAGGACGUCUCUGGUGAGCCGGAAGCUUCGCCCAGCGCAGACACGACCAUCCUGUUCGUGAAGGGAGAAGACUUCCCAGCCAACAACAUCGUGAAGUUCCUGGUGGGCUUCACCAACAAGGGCACGGAGGACUUCGUGGUCGAGUCCCUGGACGCCUCCUUCCGCUACCCGCUGGACUACCAGUUCUACAUCCAGAACUUCACGGCGCUGCCGCUGGGCACGGUGGUGCCGCCCCAGAGGCAGGCCACCUUCGAGUACUCGUUCAUCCCCGCCGAGCCCAUGGGCGGCCGGCCUUUCGGGCUGGUCAUCAACCUCAACUACAAGGACCUGAGUGGCAACGUCUUCCAGGACGCUGUCUUCAACCAGACGGUGACCGUCAUCGAGAGGGAGGACGGGCUGGACGGCGAGACGAUCUUCAUGUACAUGUUCCUGGCUGGCCUGGGGCUCCUGGUGGUGGUCGGUCUGCAUCAGCUCCUCGAGUCUCGCAAGCGCAAGAGGCCCCCGCAGAAGGUGGAGAUGGGCACGUCCAGCCAGAACGACGUGGACCUCAGCUGGAUCCCCCAGGAGACGCUGAACCAGAUCAUGCAGAGCAGAAGAGACAAGGCCUCGCCCCGCAGGGUGCCCCGGAAGCGCGCCCAGAAGAGAUCGGCGGGAUCCGAUGAGUAAAUGCUGCCUGCCGUGACGCAGUGUGCCCGCUGGGCCGCACGCCCGGAGCCCCCGCUGCCUCGUGUGGACUGCUCAGGCCUGCUGCCCGCGCUGGCCUAACACCGCUGAAACGCAUUCGGCCGUUUUUCUAAAGUAACAAACGUGGGUGUUUAGACCAUUGAAACCUGUGUGCAUGUGUGCGAGUGUGCGAGAGUGUGAGUGUGAGCGAGAGUGUGAGAGUGUGAGUGUGAGCGAGAGCGGGUGAGUGGGAGAAGAGCCGUGUCUUCCCAGGAUCACUGUUGACCUACCUGAAGCCCCCUUUGGCCACCAGUAUGGUGGCCGCCCUGGACACGCCCCGCCACGGGCAGCCGCCCAGUGCUCUGCUGGCCGGGGCGCCUGUCCGUGGGGAGAGGGGUCCUAAAGGCCUCCCGGCAGCUGCUGCCAGGCCCCCGUCUGCGGGGCCUGGGGGUUUCUCCAGCAACUCCGUGUCAGUCGUGGAGACUGCUGAAUUUGGUGUGUAACGCCGACUCCAGCCUUCUUUUUCUUUUUCUUUUUCAACAAACACAGAGUGUACCUGUGGGGGCCGAGGGCUGGGCACGCGCCUCGCCUGCCCUGCUUGUACUGAGGGGUGGUCGCGUUGUUCGGGCCCACCCGGUGGGGGUUCUUAAGGGAUCGGCUCAGUUCUGAAGAAGCAUCUUGCUGAAGACGUGGCCUGGGUCUCCCACCCAGUGCAGGUCCGCGUGCGGGCAGGGACGGGUUCCAGGAAAAGAAAUGAUUGGGCUUUAAUGUUCUUUAAUCUUUGGGAUUUUGUUUGUUGAUGUAAUUUUUUUAUUUAAUCUGGAAAAAAAAAUCAAAAUGUUAAGCAUUUAAAAUCUCAUGAUUUCAGGGUCUCAGAACUAAACUGAGUUUGGCCUUUGUCAGCGCCUUUCUCGGGACCCCUGCGGCACUGAGAGUGGCCCCAGGUGCGUGUUCUGGCCGGGCUGCCCGGGCGGGGUGACGUCCCCCCCGUUCCAGGAGUGGCAGCGGCUGCUGGCUCCCCCUCUGCGCCUCGCGCUGCCCCGAGGUCCCCAGGUGGGCCAGGCCCAGUGUCGGGUCUGCCCUGGAGCGGGGCUGUGUCAGCCCUCGGCCUUGCUGCUCCUUGAAACUGCCCUGUGGCCUCUGAGGAAUUGCGUAGGAUCCUCCGCCCACUCCCAGGCCGUGUCUGAGACAUCUGCAGGGGUGGAGCCUGCCGUGCUUGGGCCUGCGUGCAUGUGCGUGCGUGCGUGUGUGUGGGAGAGUGCGUGCGUGUGUGAGUGGGAGGGAACAUGCGUCUGUGGGAGUGAGUGCGUGUGCAGGCGUCUGUGUGUGCGUGCCUGUGUGUGCAUGCGUGUGCGUGUGUGUGUGUGCGCGCGUGCGUGCCUGUGUGUGCAGGCGUCUGUGUGUGUGUGUGUGCGCGUGCGUGCCUGUGCGUGCAGGCGUCUGUCUGGUGGCUUUGGGCCAGGUGUCUGCCUUGGCAGUGCCGCCUGAGCCCCUGCAGUGCGUGGCAGGCGCUUCGCUGAGCUGGCUGGGGGCUGAGCCUGGGGUGUGGGGGGCGCGGACACGCCCUGUGGAAAAUGGGAAACUGGUCCACACAUGGUUUGUUCAAGCACACCGAGUAGAUGUUUCACGUUGCUCCAGCCUGUUUGGGAAGUUUCUGCUUUGAGGGGGUCAUUUGCCGCGCCAGCCGUGGUGCAGGAUUCCCUGGGCGUGUCCGCAGAGUGCACGCCUGGCCCCCGGGGAGGGCUGGGCCCAGAGGGAAGGGCUCACGGCUCGGUGCGCUGCAGAGAGGGAUAAGGGGGCAAGAGAUGUGCCCCUGUGUGUCUCGCCCGAGACCUGCCUGGAGCCACUGCACUGCGGUGCCCAGUCAGGGCCCGUAUGGGUCAGCCGUCGACUUGCAAAACCAUCUCAGAACUUCGUGACUCAUUUCGCCCCUUCUGGCUUGGGUUCCUUCCUUCCAGAACUAGACGUUAGCAUAAGCUCAGACACGUCACAUGGGGGCCGCCCGACCUGGACAUGCGUAGCCAUGAAGUCAAUAAAUACGUUUGCGUUUCCA